AUGAGGGGCUGGAUCCCCUGCCUGGCCUUGGCCAUGCUGCUGCCCACAGCCAGCGCCCGCCGGAGCCAGGACCUGCAUUGCGGAGCGUGCCGAGCGCUGGUGGAUGAGCUGGAGUGGGAGAUUGCCCAGGUCGACCCCAGGAAAACCAUCCAGAUGGGCUCUUUCCGGAUCAACCCUGACGGCAGCCAGUCAGUUGUGGAGGUGCCGUACGCGCGCUCAGAGACACACCUGACAGAGCUGCUGGAGUGGGUCUGCGAGAAGAUGAAGGAAUAUGGGGAAAAAGUGGAUCCAUCUACGCACCGGAAGAGCUACGUGCGGGUGAUCUCCCAUGAUGGGACCAAGAUGGACCUUUCUGGGGUCAAAAUUGAUGGAGAUGUGACUACCAGCCUGAAGUUUGCGUGUGAGAGCAUCGCCGAGGAGUACGAGGAUGAACUCAUCGAGUUUCUCUCCCACGAGGCCGACAAUGUCAAGGACAGGCUCUGCAGCAAGCGCACGGACCUAUGUGACCAUGUGCUCCACAUCCCACAUGAUGAACUCUGA
Molecule: messenger RNA, 540 nt
Organism: Acanthisitta chloris (rifleman)
Lineage: Eukaryota; Metazoa; Chordata; Aves; Passeriformes; Acanthisittidae
Gene: CNPY2
Product: canopy FGF signaling regulator 2
Exons: 5
Coding region: 1-540 (179 amino acids)
Cellular component (GO): endoplasmic reticulum
Source: RefSeq, a predicted model, not a curated record